AUGGAUUUUGGUAACUUCAAGCCUAACAUAGGAGAUCAUCCGCCGUUUGAAAUGUGCUACGGCAACUGCAUCGGCCAAGAAUUCGAACAUUCUGUUCACAACCCCUUCGAUGUUGCUGUAUCUGGCUACAGCUAUCCUUGUACCAGCUUCCACGACUACAUUCGACCUAACAUAGCCACCUCACAGUCAUUGCCAGAUAUGUUCAAUGGCGGAUUUUCGUCCUACGCAGGUGGCAUACUGCACUAUCCGCAGGGAGCCAUGUCCAUCAACCAUCAUCAAAUGGAGAUUGCAGAUCACAUCCAUCGAUCUGUGGUUCAUAACAAAAUGUCUUUUGCUCCUCCAUGUGAGCACUCCCGUUCGGAAGCAGGCAGCAGCAGGGCAUUUGGAAGAUUGGAUAUGGGCAGCAAGUAUACUUCUGCAGGGAAAAAGCCUACUGCUGCUAAAAUUCAGAAGAACGCCGAUGUGGUCAAAGGGCAAUGGACACUCGAAGAAGACAGGCUGCUGAUAAAUUUGGUGGAGCAAUAUGGAGUGAGGAGAUGGUCUCAAAUAGCUCAGAUGUUGCCUGGAAGAAUAGGAAAGCAGUGUAGAGAAAGAUGGCACAACCAUUUGAGGCCCAACAUCAAGAAGGAUACAUGGAGCGAGGAGGAGGAUAGGAUACUGAUCCAAGCACAUACAGAAGUCGGGAACAAGUGGGCGGAGAUUGCGAAGAGGCUUCCCGGGAGGACGGAGAAUGCCAUUAAGAACCACUGGAAUGCCACUAAGCGGCGGCAAUUCACCCGGAAGAGGACCCGCAGCUCCAAAAACCCUAGAUCGUGUACCCUCCUGCAGAACUACAUCAAAAGCUUGGGCCAGAUCAGCACUAGCACACCUAAGACUGCUAAUGAAGAAGCUGCAGUACAGCAGAAGAGUACGGCCGAGAAAAGUAAGAUCAAGAUGGAGUGUCCCCCUGUGAACUGCAGUAGUAGUAGAAUGGCUGCAGCUCAUAUGCGAGUUGAUGGCCACUUAUUCGAAGACCACCUGGUUCCGACCUGUGAUGAUGCUCACGGGUUUGGCCCCGGGCAUGAUGUGUUGAUGCAUCUUAUGUUCCUCGACGGCCCCAAGGAAUUGAAUGAGAGAUAUGAUGUCGAGAUGAUGGGCCAUCAUCGCAUGUACGUCAACCAGCGACUCGAGUACUACAAGGGGGUGGAGAUGGAGAUGGAGAUGGAGAUGGAUGCGGCUCCGGUGCAGUACUGCUGGGAGGAAGACGAAGAUGACAUGGCUGCCCAGGUCCAACCUGCAAACGCAACGGUGAAGGAGGAGAUAUUCCAUGGACCUGUUGGCGGAGAUGGCCUCUCGGAGCGACAACUGCAGUAG
Messenger RNA from Ananas comosus (pineapple), 1353 nucleotides. Its product is annotated as transcription factor MYB115-like. Gene Ontology annotation, cellular component: nucleus. The record is from RefSeq and is a predicted model, not a curated record. Gene Ontology annotation, biological process: regulation of DNA-templated transcription. The coding region runs from base 1 to 1353 and encodes 450 amino acids. The transcript has 3 exons. Gene Ontology annotation, molecular function: RNA polymerase II cis-regulatory region sequence-specific DNA binding; DNA-binding transcription factor activity, RNA polymerase II-specific. NCBI's taxonomy places the organism in Eukaryota, Viridiplantae, Streptophyta, Magnoliopsida, Poales, Bromeliaceae.